AUGGAUCUCUCAGAACAUCAAUGUCUUGCUGUCCAACGUGCCCAAUCCAUCCUUAGCGAUGCUGGAUUGUCAGCGUCUGAUCUCGAUUACUCACCAACUACUAGCACCCGAUCCUUGACCCCUACAACUUCGAACACGUCUCCUGCUGCAUCAUCCGUCGCCGUGUUACCCAGCACUGAGCCCUCCCCAAUCGUUCAAGCUUCCAACUACAUUCCACCGCCUGCGCGUCAGUUCACUGCAGACGAAAUCUCACGAAAUGCUCACCGUGUCAACCGGCAGACGACUGUCAAUGCCAUAGUCAAACAUCCUCUCGGGGCAAUCGUGGAGUAUCCUGAAACUGGAUCAGUCAUGGGACAAGCAAUCACGCACAUUUUCUCGAUAUCUGCGAACUACAUUACUCACGAGUUUGACAAUCCUAAAGCUUCAUUCCAGUACUCAUUUGGUGACGGACAUGGAGGCCGGAAGAACGUUCUCUGCCAUUUGCUUCGAGAUAGCACUGAUGGCAAACCAGUUAAGUGCAACAGGAUUUCGACGUCUUGUAAGGGCCUGAAGGCAUGUUCCUCCAAUACUGACACAUUCAUCAAUGCCACCCAUUCAUACACCCACCGGGCACACAUCAGCGAACUUAUCACUCCUACAAGAGCAUUUUCUCCCGCUGAUGAUUCAGCAGAACGUGAAGUUUUCACCAAGACAUUUGCAUUUUUCUGUGCACUUAAGGUACAUGGCUGUAGUUUCUGUACCAGCACUGAGUUCACAGAUUUCAACUUCAAGAAUGACUCAAACAUCGACCCCAAUGACUACGAACGUGCUCUUGUGACUCCCACCGCCGUAUCCUCACGCUCUCCAACAUCUUGUUCGGGCAACCUUAUCAUGCGCACUGAUAAAUACAAUCAACAAUUCAUCCAAUGUGAACAUCGUUCACGUGCUGACCGGGCACAUCUCAUCCUUUGGAACCUUCAAGAAUUCAAUAUCAACUAUCUUCAAGCAUUGCUCGCUCACGACAUCGCAGCAAUUAUUAUUCAUGAAGAACAUGCAGAACAUUGUGGUUAUGGACCCCUGGUGCCUUGCGAUUUUGUUGCUUCGCCAGUCGAGCACAAGCAAACAUGUGCUGGCAUGUUGGAACGUGGUCGUCUCCUUAAAUGGGAGCACGACUGCCAGUCAAAAUUCAAUAUCUUUGUCCCUGUCAACCUCGUCGCUGUACCCCGCAUCGCUAUUGUGUGUCGCAACCCACACUCUCACCCACCACCUGCUCCAAUCAAAACACCACCUCCGCUCAUUGAUUUGUUCAGGUCGUUGCUAAUGGAUAUGGAUUGGGAGCUUGCCGAUGCAACUCCUAGACGUAUUCUAUGCGACUCUGGAUUCAUGUGGGGGCUACGUACGGCUUUGGGUUGGACACUGGACCACAGUCCAACUCUUGCCGACCUUCACCCAUCUCUAGCGAAUCUCGAUCAUGUGCACCGUCUCAUGUAUAAAUUCCGUCAUGACAAGUAUCCAAUGGGAAGCGAGUGCAGCAAGGAUCUGGUAGUAGGCGCUGAAGGCGCUACUGGUCGGCCAAUGCGAAGCGCGGGAAAGCGCGCAGGUGCGCAUGAGUCUCUACACCGUCUCAUUGUUUGUAUGAGUCCCUUGAUGUCGCGCCAUCUACUGCUCGCACGCCGUGUGUCGAUUGACACGUCAUUCAAGCGCUUGCACGGCUGGCAAGAAUUUGAGAUUGAAGCAUGGGACAACAACCACAUGCGAUCUCUUACGGGUGCACGAGCAUUCAUAAAUUCACAAUCUGCGCAGGCACACUUGGUUCUUUUCCGCCGAAUCUUUUCAAUCGCCAGCGAGGACACAGGAACACCGGUAUCUUUCAAACACAUCCAUGGUAGUGGCUAUGAGUCAGUAGUGGCAGAUGCUCAUAUGGGUCAGGGUCUCGGACUUGGAAUGUUUUGCUCAGAGCUUAGCAAAAACAUCAAGACUCCAUGCAUUUACGAACCGCAUCGCAAGUUAUGCGAUCUGACUCCCUACGAUCACCUUCGCCGGUUCUACCGUUUG
This is a messenger RNA of Suillus plorans, 2034 nucleotides long. RefSeq lists its product as uncharacterized. The annotation marks the transcript as partial. Lineage: Eukaryota; Fungi; Basidiomycota; Agaricomycetes; Boletales; Suillaceae. The record is from RefSeq and is a predicted model, not a curated record. The transcript has 8 exons.